AUGGCGACGGCAGAUAACAGCACCUCGGCUUCGGAUCAGCGGCAGGGCUCAGGUUAUGCACUUUGUAGCUCCAGCAAACGGAGGAGGUUAAUUUCAGCAGAAGGUAACGCAUCGAUCUGGAAACUGGCAGACGAUCUCAUCGUAGAGAUUUUGAUCCGCGCCCUCCCUAACCCUAGGUCCGCCUGCCGGUGCAAGCUCGUCUGCAAGCGGUGGAGCUCUCUCAUCUUCGACCCAGUACGGUUCAAUCGCCGUUUCAUUUCUUACCACCGGAGCAGGAACCAACAACCUCCUCUGCUUCUUCACUCAGACGACCCGCAAUCGAUCAUCACGAGCUUUCUCCCUAUGAGCCGUCUAUCCCGUAUGUCCUUUGCAGUAAUGGAUUCUUACAAGGACCUGGUCUUGUGCGGAUUCGAGGAUGUGGGUCCCACCAGCGGCGAAUUGUACAGAACAUACUUCCUCUGCAAUCCGUUUACCAAGGAAUGGCUCGCCCUCCCUUUGGCGCCUGAAUUGCCAGCAGGGUGCCCGUAUUUCUUCACAAGGUUAGUCUGUGAACCCCGCAUGCGUAAUGAUCUCGAUCUAGGAGAUAACCAAGUCUUUGCUUAUUCGUCCGAGUAUCGAUUCCGCGUGGUGCGCCUAUACCCGCGUGGAUCGUCUGCAAAGCUAGACGUGUUCUGUUCGGAUACCGGAGAAUGGACCAAGGAUCGUCUUGUUAUUCCCAAUCAUUACCAAUGCAUAGCCAGAAAUGUGGUUUCCUGCAAUGGGGAGCUGUUCUGGAGUUAUGCUGUUCCGAACCAAGAUAAAGAUGCUGUUUGCCGGUCGAGAGUUUUCAUUGCUGCUUUUAAUCCUUUCCGACCCGACAUCCCUCCCACUGCCAUUGAUGCUCCGGAAGUGUUCUGCAAACCCGGGUGGGAUAUCUCAGUCUCGCAAGGCGCCUUGCACGCCAUUGCAUUUGAAAAUUCACUUCGACCUGAUCAUUCACAGAUUGCAUCGAGUGUUUGGAGACUGGAACAAGACAGUAAGUCUUGGAGGAAAGUAUGUGACGGGCUGCUAAAGAAGUCGAGAUUGUAUGAGCUUCACCACUAUCUUCGGCCAUGUUUGCAUCCAGAGAAGGCGGAAGUUUUCUUCCUCAAACAUCGUGGUGAUGCUGGUGUAGUAUCCGUCUUGUCCUGCGAUUUGAGGACAGGGGGAGAGGUGGAGCUCUUCGCAGAAGCAAGAGUAUUCUUAAGUUAUUGGAACUUGUUCCGAGUUCAAUUCUCUUGCUGGCCUACUUCAAUCCCAAAGUACAAGGAAUUGCGAGUUAUGUACGAUGGAAGCUGCAGCUGUUGGAUUCAGAGCAACAUCGGAACUGAUGGCAACACUCAUUCAAUACUUGGUACUUAUUACUGCUUGCGAUUCAGAGCAACAACGAAACUGACAACAACUCUUCUCAUGUUUCCUUUUGUGGCCUACUUUUUGAUCAUUGUUUACGUUGUUGUUGCUUUGUUUGCUGAACCAACAGAUGGAGCAGGAGGUGCUUGCUGA
Linum tenue is the source of this 1521-nucleotide messenger RNA. The record is from the annotation of a GenBank genome assembly. NCBI's taxonomy places the organism in Eukaryota, Viridiplantae, Streptophyta, Magnoliopsida, Malpighiales, Linaceae.